Symbiodinium natans is the source of this 822-nucleotide messenger RNA. Lineage: Eukaryota; Dinophyceae; Suessiales; Symbiodiniaceae. The record is from the annotation of a GenBank genome assembly.
AUGUUCGGUGGAAGCAUUGAGCGGUCCUGCCGCGUCUGCCGGGACAACGCAACCCGGAAGUCGCUGGGCUACGGGUAUGUGAACUACUACAGCGUCCAGGACGCCGAGAGGGCUCUCGAAACGCUGAACUACAUGAGCAUCAAGGGCAAGCCAUGCCGCGUGAUGUGGAGCCAGAGGGAUCCCGAGCGCCGGAGGAAUACCGCCAGCAACAUCUUCGUGAAAGGGUUGGAUCCGACGAUCGACAAUAAGGCCUUGCACGAUACCUUUAGCGUCUUCGGGAACAUCCUCUCUUGCAAGGUGUCGACAGACAACAACGGCAAGUCACGAGGCUAUGGCUUCGUCCACUACGAGGCCGAGGAAGCGGCGAAGAUCGCCAUAGAGAAAGUCAAUGGCAUGAAAAUCGCCAACAGCACGGUCUUCGUAGGCCCCUUCAUCAAGCGCGAGGAACGAGGUGAAGAGACCAUCGUGGAGAACUACACCAACCUCUACAUCAAGAACAUGCCUCCUACAUGGGACGACGCCAAAGUGGCGGCACUGUUCGGUGAGUUCGGCGAGGUGUCCUCCUCCGUGCUUUUGAACACAGAGGACGGCAAGAGGUUUGCGCUCGUCAACUACAAGACCGCAGAAGCUGCCAAAGCGGCAGUCGACGCACUGCAUAGGAAGGACAUGCGCCCGGAGCUCGGGGAGGAGGCAGCCACCGAAACCCCGAAGGAAGCCGCCGCUCCAGAUGCUGACAAAGGUGAGGACUCCAAAGAAGGCGAGGAGGAGGAGAAGGACCCCCGUGACUCCAAACGGUCCGGCCGACGGUCCUCCUCGAUUUGA